AUGAACGUUCCCGAAUUAAACAAGAAGUUCAAGGCAGUGAAGAAGAUGGGUGAGGAGAUGCAGGCCAUUAUAGGAGAUCUGAGUAAAGUAUUCGAGCAAGAACCGAGAGAGGAAGAGAAACGCAAGCGCAAAUCAAGUAGGAGCGAGGAGUCAUCGGAUUCUGACUCUUCUUCGGACUCGAGUGGCGCAACAUCACCGACCGGGACCUGUGACGAGGAUGAGCGUCCUAGGCAGAAGAGACAGAAAAAUGGAGAUGGAUCUUCGGACAAGGAGAAUAAGUCGGCCGGUUCAAGCGCGGAACUGUCGAAGGAGAUGCAAGCAGUCUUGGUGGAUGAUCCAGGCAAGUCGAGCGCUAUUAAAGUAGACAUCCAUGAGAAGCUUCUCAAUAACCUAAAAUACUAUUACCGCUUGGUGUUGGAAGAGAAAGAAAAACUCGUCGGAAAGUAUGAAGUACCCGAGGAAUUUAAGGCGCCUGAACUCAAUCGACAGCUGAUAUCCCAACUAAAAGAAAAAACCUUGAAAAAGGAUGAGUACAAAUAUGAUACUCAGAAAUUAUUGGCCUCAGCGCUUACCGCCUUAGGGGCAGGUCUCGCAAUAAUUAAUGCUGGUCUCUCCGAGGGAGUUGAUGCUAAUACCUUUGUGGAACUUAUCUCUGAUGUUGCCAAACUACUGACAGAGGCGCUAUACAGCCAAACUCAAUCAAGAAGAGCUUGCAUUAUCCCGCUUAUAGAUUCAAAGAAAACUCGAGAUUUUUUGAAGCAAACAAAGCCAGACUCUUCAUCAUUUGGAUCCAACCUCGAAUCUGAAAUGAAGAAGUUCAAAGAAGCUGAAAGCAUAUUCGAAUCUAAAAAGCAAUCUGCUUCGACUUAUACCAAGCCCCAGGGAAACGGAAAGCGCCCGUUCGACAGAAGGCCACUAUCGAACUAUCAGGGCAAUUCCAAUACACCUACCACAGGACAGGCCCGACAAAAGCUUUAUUUCAAAAGAUACAACCAAGGGUUCAACCAGAGAUUCAACAACAAGAUGAAACCAUACCAGAGGUCGAUCAAGGAUGAUAGCACCAGAAAAAUUGUAAAGAAAGCGGUGUUAGAUCUGGUUAAAAAACAAGCUGUUGUACAAUGUAAGAGCGAGAAGGGGCAGUUCUUGUCAACUUUUUUUACGGUCGAGAAACCAGAUGGGUCGCAAAGGUUUAUAUUGAACCUCAAGAAAUCAAACAAAUUUGUACAGAUCGAGCAUUUUAAGAUCGAGGAUUUGAAAUUAGCAACUAAGCUUAUAGCUCCGGGUGAUUUGAUACUAUCGAUAGACCUUAAAGAUGCGUAUCUUACUGUGCCGGUUCAUGAGAAAUAUCAAAAAUACUUAAUGUUCAAAUUUGAGGGUAACUAUUAUAAGUUCGUCUGCCUCCCGUUUGGUCUCAGCACAAGCCCAUACGUUUUUACAAAGAUUCUAAAACCGAUAGUCAUCUCUUUACGAUCCUCGGGUCUUCUGUCUGUGAUUUACUUAGAUGAUUAUUUGUGUAUUGGAAAUUCUGAACAGGCAUGCGCAGCACAUGCAGAAAAAGCUAUUAAACUUUUCCAGAGUUUAGGUUUCCUGGUCAAUUUUGAAAAAUUGUGUAAAGUACCAAGCAAUAAAGUCAAGUUUCUAGGGGGACAGACACCACCCGAGAGCCCGCGACCUACAUUUGAUAGCAGCGAUUGUAUCAGGAUAGCGCUCUAG
Trichogramma pretiosum is the source of this 1713-nucleotide messenger RNA. RefSeq lists its product as uncharacterized. Lineage: Eukaryota; Metazoa; Arthropoda; Insecta; Hymenoptera; Trichogrammatidae. The coding region runs from base 1 to 1713 and encodes 570 amino acids. The transcript has 4 exons. The record is from RefSeq and is a predicted model, not a curated record.